Molecule: messenger RNA, 4583 nt
Organism: Trematomus bernacchii (emerald rockcod)
Lineage: Eukaryota; Metazoa; Chordata; Actinopteri; Perciformes; Nototheniidae
Gene: nphp4
Product: nephronophthisis 4
Exons: 30
Coding region: 84-4427 (1447 amino acids)
Biological process (GO): protein localization to ciliary transition zone; negative regulation of canonical Wnt signaling pathway
Cellular component (GO): non-motile cilium; ciliary base; ciliary basal body
Source: RefSeq, a predicted model, not a curated record
CGGGUUUGAAAAUCUUAACAUGUAGACAAAUAACAUUCGCAUUUUUGACGCUACAUGUGUUAUUUUCCUAUUAACUACAGACUAUGGUCAAAACUGAAGAAACAACAACCAUGGCUGCCGGCUGGAACGAACUGUUUGAAAGAAGCCGGGUGGUUCCUCCGCCCUGCCAGACAGUCCGCCUGGCUGUGGAGAGCCACCUCACCGAGUCCCACGGCUUCCAGCUCAGCCUCAGCCGGCUCACUGCUGCUCACCUCCAACAGGAGAAGUCAGAGGGGGAACAAGAUGUGACCUACCAGCUGCGAGUGACCCUUUUUGAUAGAAACCAUCAGCAAUUCUUUGGGAAAACUUGGAAGAGCUCACCCCAGAAGAUGAAAACUACCAAAAUCUCCUUCAACGAGGUCCUGUACUUCCAUACGUCUCUGCGGCUGCUCAGCACGGUGGUGGUUCUGGAGCUGGUGUCAUUGUCACCCAGGCCAGACGGCUCCCAGCAGGCACUGGGGCGAGGCUUCACUGUCCUGGAGCUUUUCACCAACAGGCCAGAGGCUCAGGCUGCUGAUGGGGACAGAAGGCUCAAUCUACACCAUGGAUCCCCAAGAAGCCUCCUACACUCCCUUCUGAAGGACACUGUUGAGUACAGCAGUCUCCUGAAGACUAUAGACGGAGCACAUUUCGAAUAUGUGUUAAAAAACCACCAGGCGUUGGUUUCCGUGAUGCACCUCCUUCCAGAGAAUGUCCUUAUAUCUGGAAAUGAGAACAUUCCAGGGCUUGCAACUUCUCCAACAGGGGACGCUCUGCUGAGGCCUCAGCUGCUCAAGAUGCUGCCCUUCACCCUGAACAAACUGACCAUCUCCCUCCAGCCGUCCCUGGAAAAGUUUGAGAGCCAGCUGCUGCAGCUGAUCAAUGCUGACUGCCACAACACAAAACAGGGUCCAGAGGGUACACUGAGGGCUGUUGUCAUCCAGGAAAGGAGGCUCCAUGUCGGGGUCCACAAUGGCUGGUGUUUCUUGGACAAGCCCCAAGUGGUGGUGCUGGAGCCUCUAGCCAGAAGCCGAUCAGACAGCAGCUCCAAACAGAGCAGCCUGGUGAAGGACAGUAACGCAACGUCCAUUGUCCCUCAGAUGCUGGGCCUUCGCAGCAGCUUGGAGCUCAAACUGACAAAUCAUCAAGCUCUCGCAAUCGUCUUCCAGCUGGAGUUCGUAUUCUCUGCUCCAAUUGGCCGAGAGACAAUGCUGUCUGCCACCUCCACAUCCCGAGCGGCCUUCUUGCAGUGCGUUCGUUGGGGGAUCUGGUUCCCCUUCCAGGAGCCGGCUGACUGGAAAGGGGAAGAAAUACAGAUUGUUCUGCGAGGAGGUGCAAAACCAAACCCUCACGGAGUCAUGGUCUACAGCACAGAGAUGUCUGCCAAAACCCAGAGUCCUGUCACCCUCUCGCCUCCAGGCAGUGCUCAGGAGGGGAAGGAUACCAUAACGUUUCGGCUGUCGUCCAGUCUGGAGAGGAAGGCCUCCAGCCCAAAGGCAUCUCUGAGGACAAAGCAGGAGGAAGUGUCACGUCAGAGAAGAUCACCUUCAUCACCUUUGAGGGGUCAAAGAAAUAUUCCGCCAGCUUCUCCUCCAGAUUCUCCUCAAGGCCCCGGGCUCUCGCUGUCUCAGCUGGCAGCUACUUCACGCUACCCGACCAUCAGCCACUCCAGCUCGGCGUUGCCGUGGCAACAGUCGUUUCCCUCUCUGCUCCAUCCCUCCCCACUGGCAUCGGCCCACCAGCUGUCACAUGUCGCCUGCUCAGGUGUCAGCAACAUCGCCCACCUGGAGAUGGACCUCCAGCGGGAAGGAGGCGCGUCACCUUUGGCUCCAGACGAAGGAGCGCAACUUCAGGAGCUGCCCUUCACCCCUGUCCAUGCCCCUGUCAUCACACUGGGGAUGAAUGUACCCAGCUCCUGCUCAGCCAGCUCCAGGAGCGCACUGGCCCACCUCUACUCAGCUGGCUUCCCCAACAUCGUUGACUCUGAUGGGCAGGUGGCUGAAGUCCUGGACCCCACAGAGCCUGUGACCUUUGACCCCAGACGGGAAGAGAUUGACCCUCUACAAGGCAAUCUGCUGGUGUUCCAGUUCCUGGCGUUUACCAGAAUACCGACGGCGGGUGUUGGUCCUGAUUGGCCUGACAACAUCUACUUCACCUUCCAGUUCUAUCGCUUUCCACCAGUCACAUCACAGCAGCUGAAACUGCUCAUCAGCGACAAUGUGCAACAGAAAGCCAGCUUUCCACUUCCCUGCGUCCUGGCCUCCAUCAGCAAAGACGGCACUGUCAACUCCGGUUCCCCGGGCCUGCAGGUGCAGUUCAAAGUAGAUGAAAGUUUCCUAAGGCAAGGAGAGAAGCGCUGGUUCCUGCGCUACCUGGCCCUCCACACCAUGCACAUCGACAUCUGGGACAGCGACUCACUGCUCCUCAUAGGUUCUACCGCCAUCGAGCUCAAGUUCAUGUUGCGUCAGGGCAGAUCGGCAGUGCAGGCCCUUCAGGAGGUGGAGGUGCUGACCACAGAUUAUGUAGUGGAGGACAUCCUGCUGACAAGCGCUGAUCCGGGCCAACGGACCACCAUCAGCCCCAUGACAGUCCAGACCAUCAUCAGGGGGCGGCUGCACGUACGCACUGGAAACAUAGGCUGCCCUGUAGAUCCCAGCAAGAGGAAGGCAGCAGACGUGAUGCCGUCCCAUCCUCACAUCAUCACGCCUUGCGUAGUCACCGGUGGCUUCAGAGGAGGAAGCCUGUCGUCGAGAAAUACCCUCCGACUCAAUGCGAGGAAUGCUGCGCAAGCACACAGACUGGAGAUGGAUGGGGAUAGCGAGCCGUUGUUCGGACGCGGGAUCGGAUCGGACUCCUUUGUGCCCGCAGACCACAACCUCAGCGAGGCCGACGGUGUGCGCCGCAAGCUCGACUGCAUGGCCGCCGUCCAUCAACGGGAGGGCAAGGAAGAGGCGGAGGUCACGGGUCGGACUAAGGAAGCAGGGUUGGCCAGAGGACUUAAUAAGAUGAAACCCAGCGAACAGCACAGCAAGGCAGAGUGUAUCGCCAACAUGCUGAGCCAGGCCAUUACUACCCAGCACCUGCUCUACGCCAGCCUGGGCUCUGCUGAGUACACAGAGUUCGUCCUUAGAAAUCCCUUUAACACACCUCAGACCGUCACAGUUCACAUUGACGACCCUGAGUUCAGUGUCAUCACUGAUACAGAGGAGUGGGGUUACUUCAAAGCACUAACCAAAACUCCAACCCGGCUGGAGGAGAACAUGUUCCACUUGGAGGAAGGUGCUCCAGGUCCCAGGGUUUACCUCCGGCCCAAGGAGAGCCUCCAUAUUCCCCUGAAAUAUCAGAGCUUCAUCUGCGACCACACCAUGGCUCUACAGGGACCAAGCUUUCUUCCUACAGGCAAAGGUUCUCAGCUGGCCAAGAAGAAUCUGUCCAAUAUUGUCGCCGCCAAGACGAUCAAGGUAACGUUCAAAGCAGAAGACGGCAAGCCCAUGGCCAUCUGCCAGGUGAACGUGGAGCCGACCCCUCACGUCGUCGACCAGACUUUCCGCCUCUACCACCCCGAGCUCUGUUUCCUCAAAAAAGCCAUCCGCCUGCCGCCCUGGCAUGACCCCUCAGUUGCAGAUGUCAGUCACAUUUCCGUGCGUUGCAGUGACCCUAACAUCAUCUGCCAGACGAGGAUGCUGGUGCCAGGGGAGCCUCAGGAUGUGUACUUGAAAGUGCCAGGGAGUCCCAGUCCACUCAUAAAAAUGUUCUUUGUGAUGGUUUUUACUGAUAAGUGGAUGGCAGCUCCCUCCCAGAUCUGGCAGAUUUACGUGCAUUUCCUGGAGCGGGUGGAUGUCAGCUGUGUGAGUGGCCAGCGGAGCUGUCAAUCACUGGUGCUGAGGGGGAAGCAGGCUGUACGCAAGGUCAAGUGCUUUUCGUCCCACCCACAGGAGAUAGAGGUGGACCCAGAGGCGGUGUUCGUUCUGCCUCCCGCCGCCGUGCAGGAGCUCCAGCUGAAGGUGCAGCCGUGGCGCGCAGGAAGCCGCUUCCUGUAUGUGAACGCGGUGGAUGUGGAGAACCGGCGGCUUGUGGCGUCCUGGCUGCUCUGUCUCAACGUCCACCGGCCUGUCCUGUCCAAGGCAUUUGAAGUGUGUGUCCCAGUGGGCAGUGGGCGUGGCAGCUCCAGGAAAAUCACCUACACCAACCCCUACACCAGCAGCCGCUCGUUCCUGCUCCGCUCGGACCAUCCUGACCUGCUGCAGUUCAAAGAGGAUAAAUUCCAAAUCGGCGGGGGGGAGAGUUACACCAUCGGACUACGAUUCGCUCCCAGCCAGAGUCCCGGCUCUGUGGAGAUCCUGGUCUACGUGAACAACCUGCAGGAGAGGACGGAGGAGACGUUCUGUGUGAAGGUCAACUACUCCUGACCUGAAGAUGUUGGUUUCCUUCCUGGAAAGUGCUGACUCAUUUGUCUUUGAAUCUAUUUUCUGAGUGUGAAAUAAACUCAAAUGAGCUGUACAUGUCCAAACUUUCCUAAUUUUGUAUUGAUUUAUUAAAGACAGAAAUAAACUAAUGUUAUCACG